This is a messenger RNA of Suillus subalutaceus, 936 nucleotides long. RefSeq lists its product as uncharacterized. The transcript is spliced from 2 exons. The coding region runs from base 1 to 936 and encodes 311 amino acids. NCBI's taxonomy places the organism in Eukaryota, Fungi, Basidiomycota, Agaricomycetes, Boletales, Suillaceae. The record is from RefSeq and is a predicted model, not a curated record.
AUGCCUAACUUCCACAAACAAUUUUUAUUACCGUUUGAAAGACACCUGGGUCGCAUAUAUGGUUCUUCUGCAAAUGGAACUUCAGUUCCUACAUCCACAUCCAGUUCUCCUCCUCCAUCAACUACUGACCUCACUUCACCAUCUGCACCUAGUUCGCCUCCUUUGUUGACCAUGGACCUCAUUCCAACAUCCACACUCACUUUGUCUCUUCCUCCAUCGACUACCAACCUUGCUGUACCAACUCCAUCUCCUCCAUCAACCAUGGACCUCAAUUCACUAGAUGAACUGCCAGGCCAGCCAAGUGUCCCCCUGCUACCUAGGCAGGAGUUUAAUACCUCUGGCCAGACACUUAAUCCCAUUCCUUUGAUAAGGCAGCCCAAGGGAUCCACACACAUCUACAACACCAACUUCAACAUUGUGCCACAAUGGAACCAAUGGCAACAUUACCUGAACCCCAACCCAUCUUAUGCAUCUCCCCAUUCAUCACCUCUAAUGGAUCUAGACUCACUGAUCACAUCUUGGAGAAGGGACUUUGUGGAUGGCAGAAAUAUAACUUUGUCUGUUGCACUCCAAAGCGCCGCUGUUACACAGCCUCAAGUGUGUUCCCCAUCACUCACAUUGUUGACACUGGAGAGCACUCUGUUACCCCAGCCCUUACUCCCAGACUCGCCAGUUUUAUCUUCAAUCAAUGUUGAUGUGUUGCCUGUCCACGAGGCCACAUUGGUGCAUAAUUCAGAGCCCUUGAUAUCCUCAGAACUCGUUGUCAUGACACAAGCUAGAUGCUCGGGACGCCCAAGACAUCCUUUGACUCGAGCAACGGAGGCCAACAAAAUUGGUGAUGCCAGCUUGCAGCAAAGAACAAAGGCAGCACCUAAGAGGAAGCACAACACUGUGCAGCCCAGUGCUUUGGGGCUGAGGAAGAAGUCUCGGAAAUGA